This is a messenger RNA of Trichophyton benhamiae CBS 112371, 1638 nucleotides long. RefSeq names its product MFS sugar transporter, putative. Lineage: Eukaryota; Fungi; Ascomycota; Eurotiomycetes; Onygenales; Arthrodermataceae. The coding region runs from base 1 to 1638 and encodes 545 amino acids. The record is from RefSeq and is a predicted model, not a curated record. The transcript has 3 exons. Gene Ontology annotation, biological process: transmembrane transport; carbohydrate transport. Gene Ontology annotation, cellular component: membrane. Gene Ontology annotation, molecular function: carbohydrate:proton symporter activity.
AUGCCCUCUCCCACUCAAAUAUCAUCAAAAUCGACUGACAAGCGUAGGGGUCAAUAUUUUAAAGAUUAUUUCAACCAGCCGACUCGUGCAGAGAUCGGCACCAUGGUAGCCAUUCUCGAAGUAGGAGCGUUUAUAUCCUCACUCCUCGUGGGGAAAAUCGGUGACAUAAUCGGUCGUCGACGAACUAUUCUCUAUGGAUCCAUGGUCUUCUUUGUCGGUGGUGCCUUCCAGACAUUUGCUACGGGAAUUCCUAUGAUGCUUGUAGGCCGUAUCGUAGCUGGUCUAGGUGUUGGUGCCCUCUCCACGAUCGUUCCUGUUUAUCAAUCUGAAAUCUCUCCACCUCACAAUCGGGGUCAACUCGCCUGUAUUGAGUUUACGGGGAAUAUUUGUGGGUACGCCGCCAGUGUCUGGGUUGACUACUUUUGCAGCUACAUCCGGAGCGACUUUUCUUGGCGCCUACCACUAUUCCUUCAGUGUGUUAUGGGUGCACUCCUCGGCUUUGGAAGCUUGAUCAUCUGUGAAUCUCCUCGGUGGCUUUUGGACCAUGACCAUGAUGAAGAGGGUAUGGUCGUCAUUGCCAACCUGUACGGUAAGGGUGACCUUCACAACGACAAGGCUAGACAGGAAUACCGUGAGAUCAAGACCAAUGUUCUCGUCACACGACAGGAAGGCGAACGGACAUACAAAGACAUGUUCAAGCGUUACUACAGGCGUGUCUUUAUUGCGAUGUCUGCCCAGGCCUUUGCCCAGCUCAAUGGUAUCAACGUCAUCUCAUACUAUGCUCCCCUUGUGUUCGAAUCUGCCGGCUGGGUUGGCCGUGACGCCAUCUUGAUGACCGGAAUCAACGGCAUUACCUAUCUGCUCUCCACAAUUCCGCCAUGGUAUCUCGUUGAUAGAUGGGGUCGCCGACCAAUUCUCUUAUCAGGUGCUAUAUUGAUGAUCAUAUCCCUCUCUGCCAUGGCCUACUUUAUCCAUAUCAAUAUAUCCUACACCCCAGCCCUGACUGUCAUAUCUGUCAUGAUAUACAAUGCUGCCUUUGGGUUCUCGUGGGGUCCCAUCCCAUGGUUGUACCCUCCAGAGAUCCUUCCUCUAAGCAUCCGUGCAAAGGGUGCAAGUUUGAGUACCGCAACGAACUGGGCAUUCAACUGGCUUGUUGGAGAGCUUACUCCUGUGCUACAGGAGGCGAUCCACUGGAGACUCUACCUCAUGCAUGCCUUUUUCUGUGCCUGCAGUUUUGUUGUCGUAUUCUUCCUUUACCCUGAAACUAGUGGUGUUCGCCUCGAGGACAUGGAACUUAUCUUCGACGAUGCUCAGUCCGCCGCCCCUACUCCCGCCAGCCAAGCUGAGCGCGGUUCUCUCAUGGGAGGCCUUGGGUCGCCAUCAUCAUUCGACAUUCGGCGAGGCAACGAACCAGGUGGACCAUCUAUUCCUAACCUGCAUCUCAACCCACCUACUCCCAGACCUGGUUCUAUGGCUGGUGAGGUCGAUAAGGCUGCCGAGGGUGAACAACAGCUGACCCAGUCGAAAGAAGGCGGUAUUGGGACAUGGAUUUCCAGUCUUAUUAACCGCGGUAAAGACAAGAGGAACAGAGGUGAUCACAGUCAAUAUCGUCAGAUCGGACAGCAUGAAGACGAGUAA